Hemicordylus capensis (graceful crag lizard) is the source of this 705-nucleotide messenger RNA. RefSeq lists its product as uncharacterized. The transcript has 7 exons. NCBI's taxonomy places the organism in Eukaryota, Metazoa, Chordata, Lepidosauria, Squamata, Cordylidae. The record is from RefSeq and is a predicted model, not a curated record. Bases 1 to 705 code for a protein of 234 amino acids.
AUGGUGGGGCAGAAGGAGAGGGGGUGGCCCGGCUGGAAGGACAGCUCGCUCACGGUCCUGCCUUCUCCUUCUCUUCCCCACUCGGCAGCUUCCACCCCCUGCCACCUCAUUCACGCCAGGCUGCAGAGGGUACAUCAAGCCAGAACGCUGAAGGAAGGAGGCGGAGGGAAGGAGCGGAGGAGCAGGAUCGCUUUCCUGAUGGCCCUGAUCCAGGCCUGCCAGGAAGCCAUCCGGAGGGGGGAGCAGCGCCUUCCGUUCUCGAAAGGGCUGGCCGCCCAGGCCGUGCUGGAGGAGAUGGCCUACAUCUGGGAGGACCCCGUGCCCCACCACCUCUUCUCCCUCUGCAGAGAGGCCAUUGCCUCCUUAAGUGGAAUGAAGCCCUGCUUGGGAGCAAAAACAGAACAAAAGCUCAUCUCAGAGUCAAUCUUCUGGAUGAACCAUAUGAUUGGAGGAGAGCCGGAGGAAGACCGAGAAAGCCCAUUUCUGCCCCCGCAGAGGUCCAUGAGGAGGAUGCUGGAAGCAAUGCUCACUGAGAAGCCCACCCUGGCCCACCUCAUCAGGAUUGCUGAGGCCAUAGACGCUGAGAUGUUCAGCGAGGAUGAGGAGGAGGCAGCCAUGGCGGAGAAUGUUGGAUUCUUGCUCCUCAACAUGGCCAUUGGACCCCCCUUCCAUUUUGAGGAUCCAGGGUCCCCAGAAGAGCUCUGA